AUGACCACAGAGACCUUACCCAGCCGCAGGAGGUCUGCUCGGAUAGCACCACGAGCAUCCCUUCCUUCUGAUAGCCCUUCAACAUCUAUGCCACCUCCCAGCAUCCCAACUCCUUUGUCUCUGAACAGAUCCUCGACUCGUCUCCCGCCCCCUACUCUCACCUCGACUUCUCGCCUUCCUCCCCCUUCUCCUUCGCGCGCCCGCGCCGCUCAACUGGAAUCGAGCAACUCUGUCACUUCCUCUUCAAGCAAAUUUGAUGAAGUACGUUUUGCAGAAUACGUUAUCACUCCAUGGCAUUUCUCACCAUAUCCUCUCCCAGCUCUCGAAUCGUCUGGGAACUUGAUUAUGACCAGAAUUACUAAUACAUCGUCUAUAACUGUCCCAUCUGAAUUGACAUCUACCGCGAGGAAGAGAAAAACCUCAAUGGCUCCUCCUCCAGAUCCCAAAAGAAUGACGCCUGAUCCCAUCUCGAAACAGGUAGAGGAUCAUAGUGGACAAUCGCUCGGAAAACUCUAUGUUUGUGAUUUAUGUUUUAAAUACUUUCGUACUAAACCCGCAUGGCAGCAACACUACACAUCCUGCGAUCUGCUUCAGCCUCCGGGAAAGAGAGUUUAUCAGAAAGGUAGUUAUUCGAUUUACCAAGUGGACGGUGCGGAGGCGACUCUGUAUUGCCAGAAUCUUAGUCUAUUCGGAAAGCUGUUCAUCGAUGUCAAAUCGUUGUUCUUCCAUGUCAGUGACGAUGUUGAAGUUGUAGAACACUUCUUGUUCUAUGUUCUCUGCGAUGCGGCCACUUCGAAACGAGACCAGGUUAUGGCUUUCUUCUCAAAGGAAAAGUACUCCUACGACGACUAUAAUCUCGCCUGUAUCAUCACUUUCCCUCAAUAUCAAUCUCGUGGAUUUGGACGUUUACUCAUGGAAUUCAGUUAUCACCUCACCCUUCAUCCUUCCACCCGUCCUGCUUCUGGCUCACCUGGAACGCCCGAGCGCCCUCUAUCUGACCUAGGUCUGAAGAGCUACACUUCCUAUUGGAACUCCGUCAUUCUUCGGUUCUGUCGCACCCUCCUCCCUCCCGAUCCUCCACAGACAUCCAAAGCCACUCGAACCAGUAGACCUCGAAGGAGUAUCGCGUUAAAAUCUCAGGAGACUGUGGUGAAUGUGAACGGCGUCGACCUAGUCAAAAUACCCGAUGGAAACGGACAAGCCAUCCGUCUUACCCUUUCCCAAAUGUCCCAAGCAUGUCAUAUUCGACUAGACGACACCAUCUACGCUCUGUCCGAGCUUGGUUUUCUACGACAUCGACGAACUCACGAUAAGCAUCAAAACACACCAGGAGAAGAGAAGGGGGACUGGGAUAAUGUCGAGGUGGUGAUCUCUAGGGCGAUGGUGGAUGAUAUGUGGGUGAAAUGGAGAGUCAAGGAUCGCGACGAUCGAGGCGAGACGAUCGAGGCGAGACAGGAGGAGGAUAAGACGAUUUCUAGAGAAGUGAUGGGGACGAAUGACGCGGUUUGGAGUGUGAACGUGUGA
Molecule: messenger RNA, 1524 nt
Organism: Tremella mesenterica DSM 1558
Lineage: Eukaryota; Fungi; Basidiomycota; Tremellomycetes; Tremellales; Tremellaceae
Exons: 13
Coding region: 1-1524 (507 amino acids)
Biological process (GO): regulation of DNA-templated transcription
Molecular function (GO): histone acetyltransferase activity
Source: RefSeq, a predicted model, not a curated record